Molecule: messenger RNA, 901 nt
Organism: Rhagoletis pomonella (apple maggot)
Lineage: Eukaryota; Metazoa; Arthropoda; Insecta; Diptera; Tephritidae
Product: cathepsin L
Exons: 2
Coding region: 1-759 (252 amino acids)
Cellular component (GO): lysosome
Molecular function (GO): cysteine-type endopeptidase activity
Source: RefSeq, a predicted model, not a curated record
AUGUUGAGUUCUCGAGUAACAGUCACAAGGAAUACCGUUUCGUAUAUGGAAAUCACCUCCAAGCACACCAAUUUCGUUACCGCCAAAGCGAAUGUGCAAAAUUUACCUGAAUCAUUUGAUUGGCGCGAGAAAGGCGGUGUCACACCACCCGGAUUUCAAGGUUUCGAUUGCGGUUCGUGUUGGUCGUUCGCCACUGCGGCGGCGCUCGAGGGUCAUCUCUUUCGCCGCACUGGCAUACUGGUGCCACUUUCGCAACAGAAUCUGAUCGAUUGCGCCGAUGAAUAUGGCAAUACGGGCUGUGAUGGUGGUUUCCAGGAGUAUGGUUUCGAAUAUAUACGCGAUCACGGCAUUUCGAUAGCAAACAAUUACCCGUACACACAAAUGGAGAAUGCGCAAUGUCAUCGCAAUGAAACAGGUAAAGGUGUACAGAUACGCGAUUAUGCGCGCAUUAAGCCGGGCGAUGAGGAGAAAAUGAAGGAGGUCAUUGCGACGCUGGGUCCAUUGGCUUGCUCCAUCAACGGUGCGGCGAUAUCCUUCGAACAAUACAUGGGCGGCAUUUAUGAUGAUACUGAAUGCAAUCAGGGCGAAGUUAAUCAUUCAGUGGUGGUUGUGGGUUAUGGCACUGAGAAUGGUCGUGACUAUUGGAUUAUUAAAAAUUCGUACUCGGAGAAUUGGGGUGAAGGCGGAUUUAUGCGACUAUUGCGAAAUGUGAAUAGUUUUUGUGGCAUCGCCAGUGAGUGCAGCUAUCCGAUACUGUAGACGGGAGUAGGAGACAAAGUUAUUUAAAUUAUGCAAAUUUGAGUUAAUGAGAUGAGUAUUAUAUGUCUUGCUUGAUAUUAAAAUAAUUUGUAGCAAACUUUUUAUAUUUCUUUAAGCUGUAAGUAAAUGUUUUUAUGACACA